Molecule: messenger RNA, 2684 nt
Organism: Prionailurus viverrinus (fishing cat)
Lineage: Eukaryota; Metazoa; Chordata; Mammalia; Carnivora; Felidae
Gene: CHUK
Product: component of inhibitor of nuclear factor kappa B kinase complex
Exons: 21
Coding region: 56-2293 (745 amino acids)
Biological process (GO): positive regulation of transcription by RNA polymerase II; tumor necrosis factor-mediated signaling pathway; peptidyl-serine phosphorylation
Cellular component (GO): IkappaB kinase complex; cytoplasm
Molecular function (GO): IkappaB kinase activity; ATP binding
Source: RefSeq, a predicted model, not a curated record
CCGGAACCGGCCUCGGAACAGCGGCGGAACCUGAGGUCGCUUGCCCUCCCGCCCCAUGGAGCGGCCCCCAGGGCUGCGGCCGGGUGCGGGCGGGCCCUGGGAGAUGCGCGAGCGGCUGGGCACCGGCGGCUUCGGGAAUGUCUGCCUGUACCAGCAUCGGGAACUUGAUGUCAAAAUAGCAAUUAAGUCAUGUCGUGUAGAACUAAGUACCAAAAACAGAGAACGGUGGUGCCAUGAAAUCCAGAUCAUGAAGAAGUUGAACCAUGCCAACGUUGUAAAGGCCUGUGAUGUACCUGAGGAGUUGAAUUUUUUAAUUAAUGAUGUUCCUCUUCUAGCAAUGGAAUACUGUUCUGGCGGAGAUCUCCGGAAGCUACUCAACAAACCAGAAAAUUGCUGUGGGCUUAAAGAAAGCCAGAUACUUUCUUUAUUGAGUGAUAUAGGGUCUGGGAUCCGAUAUUUGCAUGAAAACAAAAUCAUACAUCGUGAUCUAAAACCUGAAAACAUAGUUCUUCAGGAUGUUGGUGGAAAGAUUAUGCAUAAAAUAAUUGAUCUGGGAUAUGCCAAAGAUGUUGAUCAAGGAAGUCUGUGUACGUCUUUUGUGGGAACACUGCAAUAUCUGGCCCCAGAGCUCUUUGAGAACAAGCCUUAUACAGCUACUGUUGAUUAUUGGAGCUUUGGGACCAUGGUGUUUGAAUGUAUUGCUGGAUAUAGGCCCUUUUUGCAUCAUCUGCAGCCAUUUACCUGGCAUGAGAAGAUUAAGAAGAAGGAUCCAAAGUGUAUAUUUGCAUGUGAAGAGAUGACAGGAGAAGUUCGGUUUAGUAGCCAUUUACCUCAACCAAAUAGCCUUUGUAGUUUAAUAGUAGAGCCCAUGGAAAACUGGCUUCAGUUGAUGCUGAAUUGGGAUCCUCAGCAAAGAGGAGGACCUGUUGAUCUCACUUUGAAGCAGCCAAGAUGUUUUCUAUUAAUGGAUCACAUUCUGAAUUUGAAGAUAGUACACAUCCUAAAUAUGACUUCUGCAAAGAUAAUUUCUUUUCUGUUACCACCUGAUGAAAGUCUUCACUCACUGCAGUCUCGUAUUGAGCGCGAAACUGGAAUAAGUACUGGUUCUCAAGAGCUUCUUUCGGAGACGGGAAUUUCUCUGGAUCCUCGGAAACCAGCCUCUCAAUGCGUUCUAGAUGGAGUUAGAGGCUGUGAUAGCUAUAUGGUAUAUUUGUUUGAUAAAAGUAAGACUGUAUAUGAAGGACCAUUUGCUUCCAGAAGUUUAUCUGACUGUGUAAAUUACAUUGUACGGGACAGCAAAAUACAACUUCCAAUUAUACAGCUACGUAAAGUAUGGGCUGAAGCAGUGCAUUAUGUGUCUGGGCUAAAAGAAGACUACAGCAGGCUCUUUCAGGGACAAAGAGCAGCAAUGUUAAGUCUUCUUAGAUAUAAUGCAAACCUGACAAAAAUGAAGAACACUUUGAUCUCAGCAUCUCAGCAACUGAAAGCCAAAUUGGAGUUUUUCCACAAAAGCAUUCAACUUGACUUGGAAAGAUACAGUGAGCAGAUGACUUACGGGAUAUCCUCAGAAAAAAUGUUAAAAGCAUGGAAGGAAAUGGAAGAAAAGGCUAUCCACUAUGCUGAGGUGGGUGUCAUUGGUUACCUGGAGGAUCAGAUCAUGUCCCUGCAUACUGAAAUCAUGGAGCUACAGAAGAGCCCUUAUGGAAGACGUCAGGGAGACUUGAUGGAAUCUCUGGAACAGCGUGCCAUUGAUCUGUAUAAGCAGUUAAAGCACAGACCUUCAGAUCACUCCUACAGCGACAGCACAGAAAUGGUGAAGAUCAUUGUACAUACUGUUCAGAGUCAGGACCGGGUUCUCAAGGAGCUGUUUGGUCAUCUGAGCAAGUUAUUGGGCUGUAAGCAGAAGAUUAUUGAUCUACUGCCCAAGGUGGAAGUGGCCCUCAGUAACAUCAAAGAAGCUGACAAUACUGUCAUGUUUAUGCAGGGAAAGAGGCAGAAAGAAAUAUGGCAUCUCCUUAAAAUUGCCUGUACACAGAGUUCUGCCCGGUCCCUUGUAGGAUCCAGUCUAGAAGGUGCAAUAACCCCUCAGGCAUCAGCAUGGCUUCCCCCAACUUCAGCAGAACGUGAACAUCCCCUGUCAUGCGUGGUAACUCCUCAAGAUGGGGAGACUGUAGCACAAAUGAUAGAAGAAAAUUUGAACUGUCUUGGCCAUUUAAGCACUAUUAUUCAUGAAGCAAAUGAGGAACAGGGCAGUAGUAUGAUGAAUCUUGAUUGGAGUUGGUUAACAGAAUGACUUGCUACUUAUUCACUGUCCCCAAACCUAUGGAAGUUGUCGCAGCACGUGUUGGAAAUUUGCUUUUCUCCCAUGAAAUCAUUCUUCAGACACCAGCAAAUUGAAGAAAUGACUAUGAUCAGAAAAUAUGCAUGAUUUUACAAGGACAGUAUUUUCACUUUGGGUAAUUUUAAUCUCUGAAGAGACAGAAUCUUAAACGUUAGUGGACUUGUUUAAAUACAAUAGCUAUUUAAGCACAGCAAUCCAUUUGUUUUCAAACUUGAUAAAACGUUUAACUGACUAAAAACAUCUUUUGUCAUUUAACUUUUGGGCAUAAGGCCAAAAGUGUGUGUGUGUGUGUGUGUGUGUGUGUGUGUGUGUGUGUGUAUGUGUAUACAUAUAUGACUAACAU